CUGCCGUAGCUGAGUGUGGACAGGUACGAGCGCACAUCCAUUCCGCAUAGAGCGGCGCAGAACCCGAGAGAGAGAGAGGGCUGUGGAUGUCAGAGAAGAAUUCAGUCAGACCAACAGACCUCGGCGAAGUAGAAGCACUAAAAUGAAAUUGUUCCUUUCCCUGGUGGUGUGCGGGACGCUGGCGGUCCUCGCUGCGGCGGAGGAGAAGAGCUCCACCGAGGAAGGGGGAAUCUCCUUCGAGUACCACCGUUAUGAGGAGCUGAGGAAAUCGCUGGUGUCUGUGUGGCUGCAGUGCCCCUCCAUCAGCAGAAUCUACACCAUCGGCGAGAGCUUCGAGGGGAGAGAACUGCUGGUCCUGGAGAUGUCUGACAGCCCGGGUGUGCACGAACCUGGCGAGCCUGAGUUCAAGUACAUUGGGAACAUGCACGGGAACGAGGCCGUGGGUCGCGAGCUGAUCAUCAACCUGGCGCAGCACCUGUGCAACGAGUACCAGCGCGGGAACGAGACCAUCAUGGACCUGAUCCAUGGCACCCGCAUCCACCUCAUGCCCUCCAUGAACCCCGACGGCUUCGAGAAGGCCGCCUCUCAGCCGGGGGAGAUGAAGGACUGGUUCGUGGGCCGCAGCAACGCUCAGGGCAUUGACCUCAACCGGAACUUUCCGGAUCUCGACCGCAUCGUCUACAUGAACGAGCGCGAGGGCGGAGCCAACAACCACCUGCUGAAGAACAUGAAGAAGGCAGUGGACGAGAACACCAAGCUUGCCCCUGAGACCAAGGCUAUCAUCCACUGGAUCAUGGACAUUCCCUUCGUCCUUUCAGCUAACCUUCACGGCGGAGACGUUGUGGCGAACUACCCUUACGACGAGACACGCAGCGGCUCUACCCACGAGUACAGCGCUAGUCCUGAUGAUGUCACCUUUAAGAGCCUGGCCCGUGCGUACUCCAGCCUGAACCCCGUCAUGUCCGACCCCAAACGCACGCCCUGCCGCAAGAACGACGACGACAGCAGCUUCCUGGACGGCAUCACCAACGGAGGGGCGUGGUACAGCGUCCCCGGAGGAAUGCAGGACUUCAACUACCUCAGCAGCAACUGCUUCGAGAUCACUGUAGAGCUGAGCUGUGACAAAUUCCCCCCAGAGGACACCCUGAAGCAGUACUGGGACCAGAACAAGAACUCCAUGGUCAACUACAUCCAGCAGAUCCACCGCGGGGUGAAGGGCUUUGUGCGUGACCUGCAGGGGAACCCCCUCUCUAACGCCUCCAUUUCUGUGGAGGGCCUCGACCAUGACAUCACCUCUGCCAAGGACGGAGAUUACUGGCGACUCUUGGCUCCCGGGAAUUACAAAGUGUCAGCCUCAGUGCCCGGAUACCUCACUGUGAUUAAGAAAGUGGCUGUUCCCUACAGUCCUGCUAUGAGGCUGGACUUUGAUUUGGAGUCUUUGGUGGAGAGGAAGGAGGAGGAGAAGGAAGAGCUGAUGGACUGGUGGAAGAUGAUGUCUGAAACGUUGAAUUUCUAAAGGCACACAGCACACGUCCUCGUAGCAUCAGUGUGUCGGUCACCCCAGUGUAAAGAUACUGUCGUCAUAUUUGUUCAGUCUUUUUCUGUUCGAUUGAUUAUAUUAUCCGAGUUGUGAUUGGAAUUAUUGAGCUGCUUGUAUGGUUCUUUGUUAAAUUUACAAAAAAGAAUAAUAAUAAUUCUGUUUCCCACCGCACGGACAACUGCUGCGGAAUACAGCACAAGCGGUUGUCACUAAAGGCACAGACGCCAUCUUUGUUUAAUUUUCCUGUGAGAUUGUAUUAUUUCUGAUCCAUAUUAAACACUACACAAACCAUAGAUCAGCAUCGAACUGUGUACCCCCUGUGUAUAGGGCACUAUUGUGUGGAAUGUAUGUGUGAAGAAUGAUACUGGUGUUAAAGCCAUUUUAAAAUACACUUAUAUAUAAAUAUAUAAAUAUACACUUAGAAAAAAAAAACAGCAUUUCAGCGUUCUGCUCUGGACUACUUUGUUACCCAUGCAUUUCAGUGAUAAGAAAUUACAGAAUUUUGAUAUUCACAAAAACGUAGAGGAAUUGUAAAUCCAAGUGAUUAAGAAAAUAGAAGUGGGUUUGUUGCAGAUUAUUUUGUUCCUGUUGUACAUUUAAGUUAAGCAUUUGGGGAAAAAAAAGAUAAUCAUGUGUAUUAAACUAUAGUGUGUACUUGGGUUGCUGUGUUCUCUGUUUUCAACUUCUGCUUUGGUCUCCCUUUUGCAUUUCCGCUGAGGGAGAGGUUAGGUUUUUGUAUAGAAACGAGAGUUGUGUAAACUCGAGUACGACACAAGAGCAAGACUAUCACUGAAAUAGCAGCUGUCACUCAUAUACUCUAUAUUUUUGUCGCGCGAUGUGUUUAGAAAGUCUCCGUUAGUGAUGGUCAGCAUAUCCGUUUUGUCAUGACAGGAGGCAGAGAAGAUCUCAAGCACUUAGCAUGCACGCGUGUGUGCUCAUAGGCAGAUGGUCUUUUCACAAAGAAAGACCAUUACUUACUUCUGACAUAUCACUCAUCUGAAGUUUGCCGCGUCUGCCUUGCUGCAGAAUAGACAAGGUUUCAGUUACGCUGCUGUUCCUCAGAUCACAUUAACAGCACAAUGACAGCACAGGAGGAAGAGGUAUUCUGGAAUGAAAUAGUUUUUUUUUCCUCCAAUAACUGCUGACUGAAAUUUCCAUGAAUGUAAGAAGAAAUAAACUGCGCUGGAGAAAGAUCAUGAAUUUAAAGAUGAAAUAAACCCCCCUGUUUAUGUUGUCAUUCAAGUAUGGAUAUCUUUGUGAAAUAUGUGGUUUUUAUUUUAUUUUAUUUUUUAAUUACUUUUUGGUUCUGUUUCGGUUAUUGUGUUGUAAAAUUUAAGCACUGUGUACUAUUAAAUGAAACAUUAAAGUGGAUUUUAAUGCUUA
Molecule: messenger RNA, 2923 nt
Organism: Conger conger (European conger)
Lineage: Eukaryota; Metazoa; Chordata; Actinopteri; Anguilliformes; Congridae
Gene: cpe
Product: carboxypeptidase E
Exons: 9
Coding region: 143-1516 (457 amino acids)
Biological process (GO): proteolysis
Molecular function (GO): zinc ion binding; metallocarboxypeptidase activity
Source: RefSeq, a predicted model, not a curated record